Scatophagus argus is the source of this 5825-nucleotide messenger RNA. Its product is annotated as zinc finger protein 184-like. Gene Ontology annotation, cellular component: nucleus. The record is from RefSeq and is a predicted model, not a curated record. Lineage: Eukaryota; Metazoa; Chordata; Actinopteri; Scatophagidae. The transcript is spliced from 4 exons. The coding region runs from base 451 to 4146 and encodes 1231 amino acids. Gene Ontology annotation, biological process: central nervous system development; regulation of transcription by RNA polymerase II. Gene Ontology annotation, molecular function: DNA-binding transcription factor activity, RNA polymerase II-specific; RNA polymerase II cis-regulatory region sequence-specific DNA binding.
GAAGAAGAGAUCAAACCUGAGGUUUAAGUUCCCAUCCUGUCGCGCCAGCCUCCAUGCUAAGCUAACUUCUGUAGCUUUGAAAGUGAAGAUGGAACUUCCGGUGCAGCAGUACUCAUUCCCAAAAGAGCACAAUUACUGAAGUGUACGAAGAUUACGAGCCAGCUCUUCUUCUUCUAAUGCAUUUCCGACAGAGGAAACAAUCACUUCCGUCUCAGGAACGGAAGUGAUUCUUAUACCCUGUUGCUGGCAUGUUGAUCGCAGAGGAGUAAAGUCGUUUGUAGAGAAGGUGUCGGUGUUUUGUUCCGGAGAACAUGUUAGCUGCUGUGCUGUACAGGCAGCCCGCGCUCAGAUAACAACAGCUAAAGCGUCCUGUGCAGCCUGUUAGCCGCAGGGAGCUCAUGAAGCUCAUGUAGAAGCUGGUCCCCUCAUACGGGCCAAGGAAUAAGCAACAUGGCACCCAGACGUAAAUUUGAUUUCAAAUUCAAAGAGAAAGUUCUGCGGUAUGCAGAGGAACAUUCAGGAGAGGAGGCUGCACGGCACUUUAACAUCGACUCGAAAAGAAUCAGGUACUGGAGGAAGCAGAGGAGCGAGCUGCUGCUAGCUGACAAGAGGAGAGCGCGACUAGCUGGGGGUGGAAGGAAGAAGGUCAACGUGGAGCUCGAGAAGAAGCUAUCAGAAUGGAUUUACUCAGUGUGGGACCAACGUAACCCGGUAUCAGGGAAAAUGAUACAAAAUAAGGCGCUGGAGAUCUGCACUUCACUGAAUGAUGGAGGCAAGAUGUUUGAGGCUAGCAGGGGUUGGCUACAAAGAUUUCUACAUCGCAGCGGCCUCUCAUUUCGAUGUUGCACCACCACGACCAAGAAGGACCAAGGUCCCCUCACUGAGAAGCUCGUGUCCUUUGUUGACUACAUUGGCAAGGUCGUCAGUUCCAAAAGGAUUUUAGAGAAAGACAUCAUUGCAAUGGACGAGAUUGUAGUUUGGUUUGACCGCCACCUCACUGUUGUCCUUGCUGCUAAGGCUGACGGCACCAAACUGAAGCCCUUUGUUGUCUUCAGAGGGGCUGCAGAUGAGGUAAAGGUGAUGCAGCAGGAGAUCUCCAGCGCAGUGGUCACCUCGUCAGUGAACGGUUGGAUGAACGACGCUCUCACUGCUGACUGGCUGCAGUCCGUGGUAGGAAAACUUAACUUGACCCCGCGGCUCCUGGUCUGGGACUCGUACCGCUGCCACAUCAGUGCGGCGACCAAAGCUGAACUGAAAUGUGGCUACAAUAUCACAACUGCGCUGAUCCCAGGAGGCUGCACUAAAUUUAUCCAUGCACCUGCUGUGAUGUGGAGCCAGACCUUCAGGCAGAUUCUACGGGAAGCCUACAAUCAGUGGAUGACUGGGGACACAGAUAAGGAAUACACAGCUGCAGGUUUUUUAAAGGCCCCUGUUCCACAUCUGCUUUUGGACUGGGUGGUUGCUGCCUGGAACAGGCUGGACAAGAAUUUGAUCAGGAGGUCUUUCCAAGUUUGUGGACUGUCUGUGAGAACCGAUGGGAGCGAAGACGACCUUAUCUUCUGCUUCAGGGAAGGAGAACCCUGCGCCUCCGGUCGGGAGGCUCUCGCCCAGCUUCGACAGAGGAGACGGGAGAACAGGAGCCACGCGGACCAGGACGAUGAGGACGAAGAGGAGCUUUUCAACAAUGAACUUGUUGUUCUCGAUGACGAGGAGGCAGACAAUAGCAACGGGGAGGAUGAUGGCUUUGGGCAGGAGGAUAGUGACCACAUGUCAUGGCACUGUUUCAUUCAUCAGGCUUUACCGUCAAACAACAAAAAAUGGAUUAUUAUGAAAGAAGAGCAGCACUGGAGCUCCAGUCUAGACCAGGAGGAGCCACCAGAGCCCCCACACAUUAAAGAGGAACAGGAGGAACUCUGGACCAGUCAGCAGGAAGAGCAGCUUCAGGGACUGGAGGAGGCCGAUAUCACCAAGUUCACAUUCACUCCAGUGAAGAGUGAAGAAGAUGAAGGUUCAGACGUCCAGCAGCUGAGUAAAGAAGAGGAGGAUCCCCUUGAUCUGCGGGGCUGGAGCUCCAGUCUGGACCACAUUAAAGAGGAACAGGAGGAAGUCUGGACCAGUCAGUCACAAUCAGUGCGGAACUCAAGUUCAGAUAGACAUUUUCAACCUAACAUCAACACUUCAGAUUCUUCAGAACUUAAGAAUGAAGUCAGUGGUGAUGUUUGGUCGGAGCCCAGAGAACCUCAGUCAGUUUUUAAUUCACUGAAAAUUAUUCAAGUCCCAGUCAAUAAUAUAAGAUGUAAAACUGGGAAGAAGACUUACAGCUGCUCCGAGUGUGGGAAAAUAUUUGGCCGCAGUCCACAUCUGAAGAUUCACAUGAGAACUCAUACAGGAGAGAAACCCUUCAGCUGCCCUUUCUGUGCUAAGAGUUUUACACAGAAGGUAAAUCUGACGUACCACAUGUCCGUCCACACCGGGGAGAAACCAUUCACUUGCCGUUUUUGUGAUGAAAAAUUCACCUGGUAUACUCAACUCAAAAGUCAUCAGUGUGUCUGUGAGCCUUCCCAGCUUCUUCAAACUGAGGAGACCAGAGAGGCAGAGGCCGGCGAGAAAUCAUUCAGCUGCUCCGAGUGCGGAAAAAUAUUCAGCCGCAAGGACAAUCUGAACAUACACGUGAGAAUUCAUACAGGAGAGAGGCCGUUCAGCUGCUCGGUCUGUGGGAAAGGCUUUAAACACGGAGGACACCUGACACAACACAUGUCUGUCCACACAAAGGAGAACCGGUUCAGCUGCAGCAUCUGCGACAAAAGGUUCACCUGGCUCUAUCAGCUCAAAAGACACGAGUGUGGACGUGAGUCCUCCCGGCUUCAUGAACUCUGGACCGGUCAGCAGGAAGAGCAGCUUCAGGGACUGGAGGAGGCCGAUAUCACCAAGUUCACGUUCACUCCGGUGAAGAGUGAAGAAGAUGAUGAAGAGGACCCUCAGUCCUCACUGCUUCAUCAGAGACAAACUGAACACGUGAAAACAGAAGCUGAUGGAGAGGACUGUGGAGGACCAGAACCAGCCAGGAGUACAGAUCAAGAUAGACACCUACAACCUGGUGCUGAAGACUCUUCUGACUUUAAGGUUGAAAUCAGUGAUGAAGAUUGGUUGGAGUUGACUGAGCCUCGGUCUGAUGUUGUAACAGGAUGCAAUACUAGCAAGAAGCCAUUCAGCUGCUCUGAAUGUGGGAAACUAUUCAGCCGCAAGGAACAUCUGCAGACACAUGUGAGGAUUCACACAGGAGAGAGGCCAUUCAGCUGCUCAGACUGUGGGAAAACAUUUGGCUGUAAGAGGUCGCUGCUGGGCCACAUGAUGAGCCACUCGGGAGAGAAACCGUUCAGCUGCUCUCAGUGUGGGAAAAGAUUUGGACGAAUGGUGAAUCUGAAGACUCAUCAGAGACUUCACACAGGCGAGCGACCGUUUAGUUGUCCAUUUUGUGGAAAGGGUUUCACGCAAAAGGUGCACAUGACUCAACACAUGGCCGUCCACACAGGAGAGAAACAGUUCAGCUGCAGCAUUUGUGAUAAGAAAUUCACGUGGCUCUCAGGAUUUAGGCGACACAAGUGUAGCAGCGAGCAGCCAGAGCUCGAUGAACGCCAAACUGAGGAGGACUUGGAGGCGCAACCAGGCGAGAAACCAUUUCGCUGCCGUCAGUGUGGAAACAGAUUUAAUCACAAGCACAAUCUGAAGGCUCACAUGAGAAUCCACACAGGGGAGAAACCAUUCGGCUGCCCUGUCUGUGGUAAAGGUUUCACUGCGAGUGGAGCGCUGAAGAAACACCUGCGAACUCAUUCAGGUGAGAAACCGUUCAGCUGUCCUGUUUGUGGCUUGAGAUUUACUCAAGGAGGGAAUCUGAAACGACACAUGGCUCAGCACACAGGAGAAACACGGGAGAAACCGUUCAGCUGCUCAGUUUGUGGUAAAAGUUUCACACAGGUUUCAAACAUGAAGCGUCACAUGACCCAGCACUCCGCGACAGAAGCAGCUCAGUCACAGGAAGCAGGAAGUGAGGCUGUGAUCGGUUCAGACCUGACAGGUGAUCGGCAAGAAGAAACCGAGAGUCUCAAACCUCAAACGGUCACUGACCGCAAACCAGCUGACGGCUGAUACAACAUAAAUAUUUGAUGAAUUUUAUUGUAUCAAGGCUUUAAAUUUAUUUUAAAGUCAUAUUCAUUCACAAGUGCAAUUUGUAAGAAUGUGAAGAAACGUACGCACGUUGAUCGCACGUUGAUCGCACGUUGAUCAGUUAUCAGUUGGAUUGUAAGUUCAAAAAUAAGACCAACAGCAGCCUGAGGACUUUCUGUGUGACUCACAAAUUCAUCUUUAAAUUUAAGUUUAUUGUGUUUUUUGUCUAAACUGAAGGCGGACGGAGAGUUUUUAACCGUAACUGUACAAACAGAACAAGUACUCGUCACCAACAAUGAAAAGACGACCCGAUGAGCUGAAGGUCACCUGGGCUCCACACCUGUGGGAUUAUGUACACCUUCUCAUCAGUAUAUCACCACACCACCAGUCCAAAUAAAAUAAAGGAACAUUACGGGUAGUUAAUGUUAUCCUGCACGUAUUUGUAACUCGGCGUGUCACCGUGCUACUUGCUCACUUGUGGAGUCCGAGCACAAGCUGCUAGCUUAUUGGCCGCUGGUGUCACUGGUUCUCUGACAGCCACGCAGAGAAGCUUAAAGUCAGAUGAACUUUGUGAUGCGCACCUGCACUGCCAGCAUCAACACCUGUGUAACGGUACCUUUCACACCUCCACACAGCUGGCCAAUCACUGCAGAGAGUCGGACUGAUGUCAGGGAGCUGCUUGAGUCCCACAUGAUCUCAUGAAUGUACAGGAGGCGGGGUGAGCUGCUGCUGCAUGUAGACCAUGCAUUGGAUUUCAGAAUAAAGAUCAGUUCUGUGUUGCUUGGUCAGAGUGUGCAGCUGAAACAGAAGAGUCACCAGGCAGCAUCUCACCGUUACUUUACCUGUUCAUCAUCUACUCACUAGCUUCUUCAUGACUGGCUUGGUCUGUAAAAUGUCAGGAAGUGUGGAGAGACACCAGAGUCCAAGGUGACAUCUCCACAUGCUUUGUUUGAUGAACAGAGAAGUUCAGCUUCAACUCAGAGAAGACAAAGAAAGCAGAAAAAGUUUCAGCUUGUGGAGCUUGAAUCAUUUUGGAACAACAAAGUGAUUCGGCUAAUUGUAGCAGCUCUCAUCAGCGUGAAGGACUGAAUGCAGUCCGGCUCCAAGAACCAGCUGAGUCCUCCAGGACCGGUCAGCUGUCCCGGUCUCUCUCUCCUCCAUGAAAACAUCCUGCUGAUUCCCCUUCCUCCUGCAAACGCAGACGAGGGGGACGGAGAGGGACUUCUGUUAAAAAUAAAGGUGCUUAACUAAAGCACCACAUGAUUCACAAAUACCAGUGACAAGGUACACGUUACUGCAAACAGUCUGUAGUUCACACAAAAAUAAACAAGGUGGUUUAAGUGGACGUCUGUCCACUGAGAGGUCCCUGAACAGCAGGGAGACGGGUUUUCUCUCAAUUACUGCGUCACAGCUGGUAGACAGGUGAGGACAGACAGACAGGUGAGGACAGCCGACUGAGAGUGUGUGAAUUAAUAAUCCUGUAACUUCACUAUUCCGUCCUCAGGACGGCAGAUCUGAUAUUAGAAAUAUGUAAUAUAGUAGAUAAUACACAGAUAUAGACAUAAUAGAUCCUCUAUGAAUGACGAUGCUGUUAACGUUAGGUAUGUGUGUAUGGAGAUAACUAAAUUAAAGAGUUUGGUGUAGAGCCGCUCUAAUGGGAA